Molecule: messenger RNA, 339 nt
Organism: Pteronotus mesoamericanus
Lineage: Eukaryota; Metazoa; Chordata; Mammalia; Chiroptera; Mormoopidae
Product: protein S100-A7-like
Exons: 2
Coding region: 34-339 (101 amino acids)
Cellular component (GO): cytoplasm
Molecular function (GO): calcium ion binding; transition metal ion binding; calcium-dependent protein binding
Source: RefSeq, a predicted model, not a curated record
UCCUUCUCUCCGGCAGCUCCUUUGAAAACCAAGAUGAGCCACACUGCAGCUGAGAAGUCCGUGAUGGGCAUGAUCGACCUCUUCCACAAAUACGUCAAGCCCGAUGACACGAUCGACAAGCCGGGCCUGCUGACGAUGCUGAAGGAGAACUUCCCCAACUUCCUCGAGGCCUCUGACAACAAGGGCAAAGAUUACUUGUCCCAUAUCUUUGAGGACAAAGACAAGAAUGGGGAUAAGAAGAUUCAGUUUUCCGAGUUUCUGUCGGUGGUGGGGGACAUCGCCACGGACUACCACAAUCAGAGCCACAAAGCGGCCGCCAGUUCUGGGGGACGCCAGUGA